GCUACCGGUAUCAAACUAUUUUUUUGCAACAAAAAACCACGUCAAUGUCUUUUGGUCCCUUCAUUUAGUUUUCUUGUCAAUUUAUCUGCAUGUCAUGUCUAUUUUGACUAUAAUCCCAGAAAUUUACUGUUUAAAUGUUGUGGUUUCUUUGGACCUGAUUUAAACAUGUGCGGUUAGGCAACCAACCCUAAAAAUUGUUCACCGAAUCAAAAGCAGAAAAUCAAGUCAACAACAUGAGUUCCAAAUUCAACGUCAAUCGGAGACUUUUAGCCAUCCAAGCCAAGACAAAACGUUACAAAAAGCAACAAAACCGCGACAAAGAGCACACUCAACACAAGAGGUACGACAGUGUCGGCAAUAAGGACAAGAACGUACCUUACGAGAGCUCCAGCGAGUCUUCUUACUCCGAUGAGGAGUGCAGUGACACUGAAACCGAAGACGAAGAUGGCGAGCAGGAGGAAAGCACGGACUACUGCGUCGGCGGCUAUCACCCCGUAAAAAUCGGCGAUGUUUUCCUCAAUCGUUACCACGUCACCAGAAAACUGGGCUGGGGUCAUUUCUCCACGGUGUGGUUGACGUGGGACUUGCUGGAAAAAAAAUUUACAGCCCUGAAAAUCGUGAAAUCCGCCAGCCAUUUUGCCGAGGCGGCUGUGGACGAGAUAAAAAUUCUUAAGGAGGUCAGAGAGACAGAUCUGAACGACCCGAAGAGAAAUAAGACAGUGCAGUUGUUGAAUGAUUUUAAGAUAAGUGGUGUCAAUGGUCUACAUAUUUGUAUGAUUUUUGAAGUAUUGGGGAGCAACUUACUUAAGCUAAUAAUAAAGUCAAAAUAUAAGGGCAUACCAUUGAAUAACGUGAAGUGUAUAAUACGUCAGGUUCUAGAAGGUUUGCAGUAUUUACACGAUAAAUGCCAUAUAAUUCACACUGACAUAAAGCCAGAAAAUAUUCUUCUAUGCGUAACUGAAGAAGCCGUGAUGAAGAUGGCAUGUGAAGCUGCCCAAAUGCAGCUGAACACGGGAAUGAAGCUGCCAAAUUCCCUGGUGAGCGCCGCACCACAGCACGAAGAAAAAAUGAGUAAGAACAAGCGAAAGAAAUUGAAGAAGAAAUAUAGAAAGCAUAUACAGCUGAUUCAGUCGGAGCUACAGCACUUACAUAGCAUUGUUAACUUGAAAAAAACGUCUUGUAUUGAUUUAACAGGUACUUCUGUGUCUUCAGCACCUUUACAAAGCAAAAUGGAAACCAUAGACCUCACAGGCGACACUGAUAUGUCUGAUGGAGAGUCAAACGCAGCUUCAACAUUGUUUUCCGGGAAGGCAGGUGCGGGUGAAGCUUCUGAUUUUGUGAUGGGCGACCAAUCGCAAAAUACAGCGGAUUUUCAAAGUAUUUGUACCAAAAUGGCGGCGUCAAACAACGAUUUGCUCAACCCAGCUUUGGAUGUUUGCAGUGUGGACAUUAAAAUAGCUGAUCUGGGGAAUGCGUGCUACGUCAAUAGGCAUUUUUCGGAGGAGAUACAGACGAGGCAGUACAGAUCUUUGGAGGUUUUGAUGGGGGGUGAAUACAAUACCACGGCUGAUAUUUGGAGUACAGCCUGUAUGGCUUUUGAGCUAGCAACGGGUGAUUACUUAUUUGAGCCUCAUUCAAGUGAACACUACAGUAGAGAUGAAGAUCAUCUAGCUCACAUCAUAGAGCUGUUGGGGGAAAUCCCGGCUGAAAUUGUGAGAAGCGGAAAAUUCUCGCACUUGUUCUUCGACUCAAACAACAAAUUGAAGCACAUCUACGGCAUUAAAAGGUGGAGAUUGGAGAACGUCCUCCACGAGAAGUAUUCGUGGAAAAAAUCCGAUGCCGUGGAGUUCGCGAGUUUUCUAAUCCCGAUGUUAAACUUUGAUCCCAACAGGAGAGCAUCGGCUGCUGAGUGCUUGAAACACCCGUGGUUUCAAACGCCCAAUAAAUAAGUUCGUGAACAAAAAUGUGGGAGUAAAUUCUAAAUAAAGUUUUAUGUUUUAUACGAGGGCGGUUUUAAU
Messenger RNA from Brassicogethes aeneus, 2018 nucleotides. Lineage: Eukaryota; Metazoa; Arthropoda; Insecta; Coleoptera; Nitidulidae. The record is from the annotation of a GenBank genome assembly.